Messenger RNA from Lepisosteus oculatus (spotted gar), 4965 nucleotides. It is a transcript of the gene scn4ba, whose product is annotated as sodium channel, voltage-gated, type IV, beta a. Gene Ontology annotation, biological process: regulation of sodium ion transmembrane transporter activity; regulation of ventricular cardiac muscle cell membrane repolarization; cardiac muscle cell action potential involved in contraction. Lineage: Eukaryota; Metazoa; Chordata; Actinopteri; Semionotiformes; Lepisosteidae. Gene Ontology annotation, molecular function: transmembrane transporter binding; sodium channel regulator activity. Gene Ontology annotation, cellular component: voltage-gated sodium channel complex; plasma membrane. The record is from RefSeq and is a predicted model, not a curated record.
GGGACGACCCUGAGUCUCCGGCAAACAGGAGUUACUGUGGGAUAACUGGAUCCUCCGGUGCGGAAUGCUCCCCAGACCCCGGGCGUCCAAGUGCAAUCAGAUCUGCGUCGGCCCUGCCGCCAGUGCUAGUGCUGCUGCUGCUGCUGCUGCUGCAGCUCCUCUCUCUCACUCAUACCUGUUCUUCACUUUGCCUGCAUUUUUCCUGCUAUCCGGCCUUUCGACUGCGGAGAGCAUCUGCCUGGCUGCCUUAUCAGGCAUCCUGCUGGCAAGCCGGGGCCGUUUUCUAACACAUGCGGACAGACCCGGGAGCCUGCCCCUGUGCUGCGGCACUUUUUUCCUCUCUCUCUUUUAAUCUGUGCCAAACUCUCUCCUCUCUCUCUCACGCGCGCGCGCGCUGUCGGAGUGGGCAUCGCCAGGACUGGACGGCAGGCUUUUUUUUUUGUUGUUGGCGGAGGUGUUGAUGGUGGCGCUGGUGGAGGGGGGGGAGGGAAGGGGGCGAAGAGAUUCCUCUGCAGGACUCUGAGAGACCCAGACGUCUUUCCACGACCUGCUGCCCGGGACACUCUCUCUCUCUUUCUCUUCUCCUCCUCCUCCUGGACGGGACAGGAUGGGACGGGACAGGACAGGAACGCCGUCCCCGUGGCAGAGGUGCCUGCGAGCGGGCAAACGCUGUCCCCUCGGGUUCGUGCUCGCCCUGCUGAUAGGGCUGUGGUAUGUGGAGGCUCUGGAGGUGUCAGUGGGGAAGGUGCCCUCUGUCCAGGCCCUGAAUGGAUCCACAGUCCUGUUGCCCUGCACCUACAGUACCUGUAUAGGCAUUGAGAACCUCUACUUCAACUGGCACUUCAUGGACAACGGCACAGAGAGAAAGAUGUGCGAGGCUGUGAUCAAGGCCACCGGGUUCGAGCCCUCCGUGACCUACUACCACGACCGCGUGCGGUUCGUGGGCACCAGCCGCACCAACAACAUCUCGGUGGUGCUGGAAAACGUGACCUUCGAGGACGAGGGCAUCUACGUCUGCUUCGCCCGCAACCCCAAGGAGAAGAACCACAACCACAGCGCCAAGUACACCGUCACCGUGGUGUCCGAGCUGCUGGAGGUGGACAACACCCUCACCGUCAUGAUCGCCUCCGCCGUGGGAGGGGUCAUCGGCCUGAUCAUCGUCAUCAUGGUGCUGAAGGCGCUGAUCCUCUUUAUCAUCUCCAAGACCCGCGAGAAGAACAAAGAGUGCCUUGUGAGCUCCUCAGGGAUUGACAACACGGAAAACGGUCUCUCCGGCUCCAAAGCCGACACAAAAGGACAGGCAAAGGCGUGAGGACGAGAUCGCGUGGCCACACCGCAUAGCUCAACCUAAACACGUAUUAUAACCACGGACUGUUUUCCUUUGUAAGAAGAAAAAACAAUAUUCAUAUAUAUAUAUAAAUCUCUAUUUUAAACUAUGCUUGAGAAACGGGGUACACGCGAUGUAUCCUCUUAGAAUCUGGGCUGGAUAACACUCACCCCCACCGCCACCGCCACCCCCCCCGGUUUAAUCUGCAACAAGCUGCUCCCGAAUUGGACCGCCAGUCCGAUCCGCGGUCCGGGUCAAAAAAAACUGAACCCGGCCAGAUUCGAAGCGGGUUUCACACCGGGCGACAGGGCCCGGGUCACUGGGGCGGCUCUGGGGCUCCAGAAAUGGCCAGAGAGGGGUAUUUUCUUUUUCCUCCCCUGCCGUCGGAGGGUGCUGCAGUGAAGUCUGGGCGUUUCUGGGCCCAGAGUCUCGCGGGACGGACGAGGAGGAGACCGCAUCGAGUUCCACUUCACGGCCCGCGGUUCUCUGAAGCAUCCGACAGACGUCCCCCCUUCCUGAACACAGACCAGCGCGCGCCAGAGGCAGAGGGAAAGAGUGCUGAUGGAGCUCCUCUCUCGUUUUGACGACAGACUCUUUUCCUCGCAUUUAAAACAUUAGUCCAGCGUCCCGAUCGACGCAGUCAGACGCACUGCAAUCUCGCCUGUGGUUUCCUCUCUAAAGACACAUUUCUUGCCCGGAGGGAGAGCGGUGCUCUUGCAACAUCCAGACACAGAAGAGGACUUCAGCAUGAACUGGACGAAGUUGGCGGUUCGGUACCAAUUGGACCUUGAGCGCCACCGUCUGGGGGGUUUUGUUUUUUUUCCUGAUGCACAAAACAAUCAGGAAGGCGAUGAAGGGGAGGACGUUUGCUCGUCCCAUCAUCCUCUCUGAGGGAGGCGGCACAGUUUGGCUCCGUUGCGACUGGUCCAAAGAAGACGAGCAGGCGGCAGACGAAGCUGGCAGUGGCCUGAGCUGUUUGCCUACCGGGACCCCACCAGAUCUGGAAACCGAGGACCCCAGCAGUCAGCUAUCCCCUCACUCCCCCCUGCCCCCAGCAGCCCCCCUCGAGCACCCCUGCACCGCCAACCCAUGUCGUCUUUCAAGGCUCAAUCGUCAGAGGUCAGCACGAACGUGCAGCAGCCUACCCUGAAGUCUCCAAUCGCACUCCCAAAUUUCCGGCCCACUUCAAUCCACAUGGGAGAGGGGGUUUCAUAAAGAGGCAUUAUCUACGGGGGAGUUCAGAAUGCCAGAGCUCCUAACUCAUUUUUAUUAAGAUAGCUGAUUAAAUAUUAAAUUAUCUGAUAUAUUUAUUAUUCAUAUCUGAUAUUAAGCUACUAGGUAUAGUCAUACAGCACAUGCUAUAUAUUGAUGAAAAAUACAGUAGCAUAACGAGCUUUCCCAGCUGACCAGAUAUACAUUGUGUCACUGGAAAACAAGCAGGGUGUCCCUCUCGGGUAUUAGACACACACAGACUGACCCAGCUUGUAAAUCAGGGAGUGUGUUGCCUUCCAAAGAGGAGAGAAAGAGUGGAUUUCAGAAAGAGAGAAGACGCGCUUCCCAGGAGCAGAGAUCGGUACGGACAGCUUUGAAGACUUAUGGAAACCGAGACUGUCUUCCUCUUACGAGAAGAUAGAAACAGGCUCCUUCUCUUUCACUGUCCGAAAAGGGAAGUCGGCCGAGAAAGUCAGUGCAGUCAUCCCCUCUGGAGAGCUUACUGUCCGGACACUUCUGAUGCUCGUAUUGGGAUCAUCCUAGGAAGGGGGCAGAGCAGCAGAGCAGGGAAGUCUCUGGACUCUCACGUGGUUGGCUGGGGGUUCGAGUCCUCGCUGCACACACCCAAGUGAGGUUCUGUACCCCCAGUGACUCCAGCUGACCCCUGAGCUGUGUAAGUGAGGGGGGGAUCUUCAUUGCUGGCAGGUGGGGAAGUGAUCCCUGCCCUGGACUGGUUGUCACGCUUGUAAACCCCUCCUCUUAAGGACGCUCCAGCCCUUCCUUGUUCUGUCCUCGUCACCUGCACCUGCCUCCGGUUCCUGCCCCCCGUCCUAUAAAAGCCAGACGCUCACUCUGUUCCGCGCUCCGCACUGGUUCCUGUACCAGGCGAGUCUGGGAGCGCCUGGUCCCGGCAAGUUUAUAACUCCUGUGCAUGUUCCGACCCGGUUCCCGUUUUGAAUCCCCUUUGUCUUCGUCUCGGAUGGACUGCCUGGCUCUGGAAUUUUGCCUCGUCUCGGAUUCCCCUUUGGACUCAGUUUUGGACUGUCGGCCUCGGCCACACCUCCCCCGAACACCAGCGCCCCCUGUUCUCAUUCCUGACCCCUGCAUGCCUUUUUCCCCGUGUUUUCCUCACUCUACCCCGGAUGGUGUCGUCUGCAUAGGGUCCUGAAAGAACGCCUUUGUGACACUGGUGUCCCGUUCAGGGUAGGUGAGGGGAUCGCGAGCUCUCCCCGCGGAAGAAACCAGGAUGAGCUCUGGGCCCAUGAGCUACGUUUCUCAAGAGAGGAGGCCUCUUUCCUUCGGACACAUCGGCACCAAGGUGGAGACUCCACCUGCCACCCCUCCAUCAGCCAUGACGGAAAUCAAGCUGUCAAACGCAUUCGAAGACGAGGUGUCUGGAUCCCCAGCGAUCGAUAUAACACUGAUUAUUUGGAAAAAGCUGGCCCAAACGAUUCCAGACCGGCUUAACCAAACUCGUCAGGGCUGUGGAAAUGUACCGAAAGAGCCGUGCAAGCUCUGAUCAUCGAGUUUAACAACACUCCCGGAGCCAGCUACAGGAGAUACACGUACCACUGUGCGUCAGUUACAACCGCAAACAGCCGAGAAGCACGUCAGGGCUGGAAAACAAUAUCGGCAGGAUCAGCAAAAUAGGAGAGGACUACUGCUCCUUCUUCAUUCACUGCCACCGAAGCAACCACUGGAACGAUCUGGGGUUGCUGUCUGGAUGGGACUCGCAAAGCAUUCUCAUAUUUGGCGCUGAUCGAGCUGGGCGAAUGAAGUGGACAAUGGCGAGGAAGAUGAUGCAGAGCAGGAGGGAUGGUCUUGACAGAACAAGAGGACUCCGUCAGGGAGGGCCAGGGGGGUGGGAGGGGGGAGUUCACUCAAAGGGGUGUGGGGGUGUGGUAUAACAUCCAGCCCAGAGCAGGUUUGAUCCUCUUUGCUCGAGAUGAACACGCGUGCCUGUAAACACUCUGGUCUCCCUCUGCUGGCGGGGAGUGCUUUAGUGCUAGAAGAAAAUUAAAUAUCCGAAACCAUAGAACAAACAAAUCUGCACCCUAACCCAGGCCCUGUAAGAGAGAGGGGAAUAAGCUGUUUAAAAGACACUGCUUCCAAAAUAACCAAUGCAUUUUUUUUUUUAGCAUGUGAAAGAACAGAGGGUUUUUGUUUUGGCAUUAAACAGCUGUCACGAGGGGAAAUCUGCUCUUUUCAUGAUCUCUCCCCCCCCUUGUGGCCUCCCCCAGCAGAAAACGCCGUCACCUCCCCCUGGCCAGUCCAGCUGGGCCACAUCUGGGAGCUCAGAACGAACAGCACCUUCUCGGCUUUGCCUCUCUGUUGCAAAAAAAACAAAAGUUGUGUGAAUGGAGUCCGACUGAAGCACUGGGGUUUGUACCCUUCAUAUUAAAAUGUGUCCGGAUGCCAUCCGUCAA